AUGUCUCAGACUCACAACAUCCUCUUAACCGGCACCUCAGGCUACCUAGGCGGAACCCUCCUGACACACCUCCACGACCAACCCAAGUCCACCCUCCCAUACAACACCCUCUACGCCCUCGUCCGCACCGAGUCCCAAGCGCUCUCCGUGCGUGAAUACGGCGCGACGCCUCUGACCAUCGACCUGAACAAUCCCACGUCAAUCACAACGAGCAUCGUGGAGCACGAAAUCAGCAUCAUCUUCUUCCUCAUCGACGCCUUCCUGCCCCACACGCAGAAAACCAUGAUAUCCGCCCUGGAAACAGUCAGGAGGAAGACAGGGAGAAACGUGCACUUCCUGCAUACGACGGGCGCGAAGGCGUUUAGCUCGCAUGUGGGUAUCGCUCAAGAGCUGAGCGAUACGGAUGAGCUGUAUGAGAUCCAGCGGAGCACCAAUGCGCCGCGGGAGUAUAGCUGGUUUAGCCAGAUCGCGCGCACGAACGCGGAUAUCAUUGAUGCUGCGGAGGAACACGGUGUGCUCAGCUACAUCUUCGCGCCGUGUAUUGUCUACGGUGAGGGGACGGGGUACGGCAAUAAGAUCUCGAUCCAGGAUGUGGCGGUCGUGAAGGCUGCGAGGGCCGCGGGGCGGGUGUAUAAAGUUGACGCGGGCAAGCCGGUCUGGCCCGUCUCGCACAUCCACGACACGACGACGCUGUACGCGCAGAUCCUGCGGUCUAUCCUGUGUGGUGUGGAAAUACCACAUGGCCGGGAUGGCUUCUACCUUGCUUCUUCGGGGUGUGUAGCUUGGGAUGAUAUUUAUAGUGCCUUUGCGGGGGUGCUGUAUAAGCGCGGUGUUAUUGAUGAUGCUGUUGUUGAGAUGGCGGAUGGGGAGGCGUUGGGGAGGAUGGGCGCUGGCCUGGAUUUGAGGAAUGGUGGUGUCGCUGUGCAGCUUGGUGGUAGCUGUCAUUUUGCAGCUGUCAAUGGAAGCAGGAUUGGUUGGAGGCCUGAGUAUCCGCCGGAGCAUAUUCUGGAGGCUGCAGAUCAGGAGGUCGACUUGAUUUUGGGGACGCUGGAUGGUUGA
Messenger RNA from Aspergillus mulundensis, 1059 nucleotides. RefSeq lists its product as uncharacterized. The record is from RefSeq and is a predicted model, not a curated record. NCBI's taxonomy places the organism in Eukaryota, Fungi, Ascomycota, Eurotiomycetes, Eurotiales, Aspergillaceae. Bases 1 to 1059 code for a protein of 352 amino acids. The transcript is spliced from 3 exons.